Molecule: messenger RNA, 1598 nt
Organism: Myiozetetes cayanensis
Lineage: Eukaryota; Metazoa; Chordata; Aves; Passeriformes; Tyrannidae
Gene: SDSL
Product: serine dehydratase like
Exons: 8
Coding region: 520-1503 (327 amino acids)
Biological process (GO): L-serine catabolic process; L-threonine catabolic process
Molecular function (GO): threonine deaminase activity; L-serine ammonia-lyase activity
Source: RefSeq, a predicted model, not a curated record
AUGAGCGGUGUCUUACCUGGGUAUUUGGGGUGUGCAGGCUGCCCUAGGUCAAAUGGGCAAAGUCCUAAAAUCUGCUGGGACAUGUUUCUGAUUGGACCUGAGAACAGCCAGUGCAAACCCUUAAAGACCCCCAGAAUCAUUUGGGAGCUGCUUCUCCCCUUCCCCCAUCUCCCGGGCGCCCACAUCCCAUCUCCCGAGCAUUCAAAGGCCGCUGGGAUCUGGCUGCCAGGACCACACGUGCCUGUCCUGGCCAGGACACCCGGCAGCGUGCCCGGCCAUGGCCAGGGGCCUUCGGCAUCGAUCCAGCCCCGCGGCUGUAAAACUCACACAGUGCUGAGCAAACAGAUGGGCUGGGGCAAGGUCUGACCCCCGCCCCUUGCGCUGCUGCGCGCAGGGACCGGCACGGCCCCUCCGACGUCACCUCUCCCUUCUCUCUGUUCCCCAGACUCGGCGGAGGGUGAGCAGCUGGGGACACGCAGCGAGGCCCCAGGGGACACCAGAGCAUCCAUUGCCAGGACCAUGGCAGCCCAGCCUGGUGGGAGCCAGAAGCCCUUCCACGUCGUCUCACCCGUGCUGGAGAGCCUGCCCCUCUCCAAGGCAGCGGGCACCAAGGUCUUCAUGAAGCUGGAGAAUGUCCAGCCCAUGGGCUCCUUCAAGAUCCGGGGCAUCGGGCACCUCUGCCAGGAGGCUGCCAAGAAGGGCUGUCGCCGAUUUGUCUGCGCCUCAGGGGGGAAUGCUGGCAUGGCAGCAGCAUAUGCAGCCAAGAAGCUGGGGCUGCCCAUCACCGUGGUGAUCCCCAGCAGCAGCGGCCCCAUCCCCAAGCGCAAGCUGGAGGAGCUGGGGGCGACCGUGGAGGUCUAUGGCAAGGCAUUUGAUGAUGCAAACAAGAGAGCCCAGGAGCUGCUGAAGACGGAGGGCUGGGUCAGCAUCCACCCCUUCGAUGACCCCUUGGUGUGGCAGGGUCACACCAGCCUGGUCCGGGAGCUGAAGGACUCUCUGGAGACCAAACCAGAUGCCAUCGUGCUGUCGGUGGGCGGCGGGGGGCUGCUGGCAGGUGUCGUGGAGGGCCUGCAGCAGGUGGGCUGGCAGGAUGUCCCCAUCAUCGCUGCUGAGACCCAGGGAGCCCACAGCUUCCACGAGGCACUGAAAGCCGGACGGCUGGUCACCCUGCCUGACAUGACCAGUGUGGCCAAGUGCCUGAGAGUCAAGACAGUGGCAGCACGGGCGCUGCAGUGCGCCCAGGAGUGCCAGAUCAUCUCCCAGGUGGUGGAGGACACCGAGGCUGUGGGGGCUGUGGAGCAGUUCCUGGAUGACGAGAGGAUGCUGGUGCAGCCGGCGUGCGGGGCCGCCCUGGCCACGCUCUACACGGGGCGGCUGCAGCGGCUGCAGCGCGAGGGGAAGCUGCGGACCCCGCUGGGCUCCGUGGUGGUCGUGGUCUGCGGGGGCGGCAACAUCAACAUGGCACAGCUGCGAGCCCUGAAGAGCCAGCUGGGGAUGGAGUGACACCCACCCCGAGGCAGGGGACACGGCAGAGCCUGGCUGGCACCCUCUGCUUGCUUUCCUUCCGAAAUAACCAAAAUAAAGCCUGGUGGACGCAG